Oikopleura dioica is the source of this 801-nucleotide messenger RNA. The record is from the annotation of a GenBank genome assembly. NCBI's taxonomy places the organism in Eukaryota, Metazoa, Chordata, Appendicularia, Copelata, Oikopleuridae.
AUGGGAAGAUCGAGAAGCCGUUCGCGUUCCCGAUCUCGUGAUCGAGAUCGAAAGCGAGAAAAGAAAGAGCGCAAGAGAUCAAGAUCCCGCGAGCGACGACGAUCGCGUUCUCGAGAUCGAGAACCUCGACGGGAUAGAGAUCGAAGUCGGGAAAGAGGAUCCAGAAGAGACAGAAGCCGAGAGCGAGAUCGAAAAGAUGACAAGAAGGAGUACGCUGCGCGAGGUCAUGAAAAAGAUUUCGCUAAAAAAGGGAAAGAGGGAGAGUCUCUGCGAAAGACGAAACGCAAGAACCCAAUCGUCUGGAUGGAAAUUGUCGCCAAGCAAAAAGUAGCGCCUUAUGCCGAAACUGCGUUGGGAAAAGUUGUGAUUCUCUUGCGAAAAGAUGUUGUGCCCAAAACAGCUGAGAAUUUUUUGCAGCUUUGUACUCAUAAGAAAGGAUACGGAUAUAAGAACUGCGUUUUCCACCGAAUCAUCCCUGGUUUCAUGUGCCAAGGAGGCGAUUUUACCAAUCACAACGGAACUGGCGGAAAAUCAAUUUACGGCGAAAAAUUCGAAGAUGAAAACUUCAAGCUCAAGCACACCGGCCCUGGCGUUCUGUCCAUGGCAAACUCGGGCGAAAAUACAAAUGGAAGUCAGUUCUUCAUCUGUACGGCUAAGACGCAUUGGCUGGACAACAAGCACGUCGUUUUCGGCCAUGUCCUUGAAGGAAUGGAGGUCGUCCGAAUGAUGGAAAAGGACGGCAGCCAGAGUGGCACAACCAAGCACUUGAUCAAGAUCAAAGACUGUGGCGAACUUGCCUAA